This is a messenger RNA of Thlaspi arvense, 1970 nucleotides long. The record is from the annotation of a GenBank genome assembly. NCBI's taxonomy places the organism in Eukaryota, Viridiplantae, Streptophyta, Magnoliopsida, Brassicales, Brassicaceae.
AUAAUUAAUACGAUUUUUUUUUUUUACUUUGCUGAAUAAGUAAUACGAGUGAUGUUCUAAAAUGGAAUCAAAUUUGGGAAUUUCGUUGGCAACAUAUUCCUUUAAUAAACGUUCUUUAGAAUUCGUUGACAAAUACAAAGCACCAGACAAAAAGUUGACCUUUCCCCUCAAAUAGCCACAAAAAAACACCCUUGUGGAGGAAACAAAGAAACUUUCGUGUGGUAAAAGAAACUCAAGUUGCAAGAAGCAACAGAACUGUUCCUAAUUUAACAGAAAAUUAUAGAUUCAUGGAGAAAGAGAAAGAUCGGAGAAUGGUUUGGAGUAGUGAGAAGUUGAGAUGGAUGUUGCAGUUUGGAUUCUGUGUUAUGAGUUUGGGACGAUGUGCUUCAGUUUCAGGAUCAUUCUCCUUUGAAAUUCACCAUAGAUUCUCGGAGCAAGUCAAGACCGUUCUUGGUGGCCAUGGCUUGCCUGAAAUGGGCACCCUCGAAUACUACAACGCCUUGGUUCACCGUGAUCGAGGUCGCCGGUUAACCUCCAACAACAAUCAGACGACUGUUUCUUUCGCUCAAGGCGACUCCACUCAAGAAAUCAGUUUUUUGCAUUAUGCGAACGUAACAGUAGGGACACCGGCUCAAUGGUUCUUGGUGGCUUUAGACACGGGAAGUCAUUUGUUUUGGUUACCUUGCAAUUGCAAUUCUAGUUGCGUACGGAGCAUGGAGACCGACCAAGGCGAGAGAAUAAAGCUCAACGUCUACAACCCAAGAAUAUCAACAUCAAGCUCAAAGGUUCUGUGCAAUAGCACACUCUGUUCAUCAAGAAACAGAUGUGUUUCUCCGCUCAGUGACUGUCCUUAUAGAAUCAGAUAUCUCUCGCCCGGAAGCAGAAGCACAGGUGUGUUAGUGGAGGAUGUGAUCCACAUGAGCACAGAAGAAGGAGAAGCCAAAGACGCUCGGAUCACUUUCGGAUGUAGUGAGUCUCAACUAGGGCUAUUUCAAAAAGCGGCUGUAAAUGGUAUAAUGGGGCUUGGAAUAGCCGACAUAGCGGUUCCAAACAUGUUGGCUAAAACCGGCGUGGCCUCAAACUCUUUCUCAAUGUGUUUUGGUCCGAAUGGGACAGGAACAAUCAGUUUCGGAGACAAGGGAAGCUCAGACCAGCUUGAGACUCCACUGACUCUCAUACCUGAUCUACCGUUUUACGAUGUGAGCAUCACCAAAUUCAAGGUAGGAAGUGUGACGGUGGAUAUAGAGUUCAGUGCCGUAUUUGACUCUGGGACCGCGGUCACAUGGCUGCUCGAGCCUUACUACACUUCUCUAACCACAAACUUCCAUCUUCACAUAACAGACAAACGACUUCCGGCAAGUGUGAAGAGUCCCUUUGAGUUCUGCUACAUUAUUACAUCAGCAUCAGAUGAAGACAAGCUUCCUUCAAUCAGCUUUGAGAUGGAAGGAGGAGCCGUGUUUAAUGUUAUCAGCCCCAUACUUGUCUUCGACACCACUAACGGUGGACAAGUCUAUUGCUUGGCUGUCUUAAAAGAAGAUACUGCCGACCUCAACAUCAUCGGACAAAACUUCAUGACCAACUACAGAAUCAUCCACGAUCGUGAGAGAAUGAUCUUAGGAUGGAAAGAAUCUGAUUGUAACGAUAAGAAUGGUGUCAGGGGACCCACCGCAUCAGCGAAACCGCCAUCGCUGUCGCCAACGCCGUCUCCAAGAACCGGAAACCCUUCCACCCGUUUGAACCCUCUUGCUGCUUCGUCACUUAUCAUCUUUUGGUUCCUUUCUUUUGUUUGUUUGUGAAUACUGUAGAGUGUGAAUAUCAGUUGUGCAACCGCUAAUCUUAUUUUCGUUUCUACCAUCCGAGUUUCACAUAUUUAUUCAAUCCACCUCACUAUUCUUUAAUUCUCAUCUUCCGGUCCCAUGUUCUGAUUUCAUCCAACUGGGACAUUUUGUAAAUAAUAUAUCUUAAUUUCG